Molecule: messenger RNA, 1318 nt
Organism: Filobasidium floriforme
Lineage: Eukaryota; Fungi; Basidiomycota; Tremellomycetes; Filobasidiales; Filobasidiaceae
Exons: 7
Coding region: 43-1194 (383 amino acids)
Molecular function (GO): oxidoreductase activity
Source: RefSeq, a predicted model, not a curated record
AAUCGUUACCAGGCAUACAUUUAUCAUAGCUACGGUUGACAAAUGACAUUCUUGAGAGCCGCAACAACUACAACCACAAGACUCACCCGAACGCCCAUCGCUUUGACCCGCACGAUGUCCACCUCGAUCGAGAUCCCGCAAAAGAUGCGUUGCGUCCUCGUCAAGGACAACCAAGGACCCGCAGAGAACAUGUAUCUUGGGGAAGAAGAGGUGCCAAAGACGAAAGAGGGGGAGGUUCUGGUCAAGAUAAAAGCCUUCGGCCUCAACCGUAUGGACAUCAUGCAGAGGCAGGGCAAGUACCCCCUCCCGCCUCAGGCCAGCAAGACGAUCAUGGGCGUAGAGUUCGCUGGGGAGGUCGUCAAGCUCCACGGCGAUAGUGAAGAGAGCAAAGAGGCUGGAAACGAGAGUGAGAAUGGGGAAAAGUGGAAGCUCGGUGACGAGGUCGUCGGGUUGGCUUAUGGUGGUGCCUAUGCCGAAUACAUCGCCCUUUCCUCCAAGAUGAUCAUCCAUAAACCUCCUCACCUGACCCCCGUGCAAGCCGCAGGGGUCCCGGAGAACUGGAUGACAGCUUACCAGGCGCUCUUCCUCGAAGGGGGAAUGAAGGAGGGAGAAAACGUCUUGAUUCACGCGGGAGCCAGUGGGGUUGGUGGGGCGGCGAUCCAGUUGGCCAUCAAGUUCGGAGCGAACAAGGUCUUCACCACAGCUGGUACCGACGACAAGGUCGACUAUCUGAAAAAGCUCACCGGAGGCAAAGUCCACGCGUUCAAUUACAAGACGCAGGAUUUCGAAAAAGAGAUUAAAAAGGUCGACGAAGCUGGUGUCGACUUGAUCGUCGAUUUCGUCGGGCCCGACUACUGGAACCAGAACGUCUCUUUACUCCGACAAGACGGCCGUAUGAUCCUUCUCGCUGCCAUGUCCGGUCCGAAGCUCCCUGCCGAUUCGGCCCUCAUCCCGAUCCUCUUCAAACGACUGAAUAUCAAGGGAUCCACCCUGAGGUCAAGGAGUCCGGCUUAUCAGGGCGACCUGUUGGGCCGGUUUGAAAGAGAAGCGCUGGGCGCUUUGGGCGGGGAGGAUUCGGGGAUGGAAAUGAAGGUUCCCAUCUACAAGGUCUUUUCCUGGAAAGACGUUGUGGGCGCUCACAAGGAGAUGGAGGCCAACAAGAAUAGUGGCAAGAUUGUGCUCGAGAUCGAUUGACUGGCCUCCCGUGCAACAACGGCGAGACAUGAUUUAGACAGAAAUUAUGUAUCCAUAUGAAGCGAUUUAUAUUAGAAUCUCCAGUUCGGAGAGCUAUAAAGGCUGCGCGUUGCAUAUCCCCGAG